Molecule: messenger RNA, 261 nt
Organism: Pseudocercospora fijiensis CIRAD86
Lineage: Eukaryota; Fungi; Ascomycota; Dothideomycetes; Mycosphaerellales; Mycosphaerellaceae
Exons: 7
Coding region: 1-261 (86 amino acids)
Source: RefSeq, a predicted model, not a curated record
AUGCUACGUUUUCUGCUCACAUCCAUCCUCCACGUCGCCGAAUCAAGGGCAGACAAAAGAAUUGGAUAUCUCUUUGAGAGUGCAUUGUCAUUAGACGUACGAUGGGAAGUGCGAAGCUGGUUAUGGCAGCUCAUGUGCGCGGCUUCGAGAGAGCCAUGGUCGAGCAUAGACGUAGUACUCGUCGAAGCGAGACCAAAACACAGUAUAAAAAUUCUUCAUACGCCAAGAACUGAUGCGUCACACAUGGGCGGCUGUGAGUGA